Molecule: messenger RNA, 4605 nt
Organism: Mizuhopecten yessoensis (Yesso scallop)
Lineage: Eukaryota; Metazoa; Mollusca; Bivalvia; Pectinida; Pectinidae
Product: transmembrane protein 232-like
Exons: 16
Coding region: 118-2667 (849 amino acids)
Source: RefSeq, a predicted model, not a curated record
GCAUAAAUCCAAGGAAACAAACAACAUGGAGGUUGGCACUUGGAAAUUGGCUACUCUUCACAUGAUUUCCAUGCCAUAAAUGCCUCAGAGGAAAGAAGAUAAAAGAAAUCUAUCACAAUGCCAAUUUCAAAAAUUCCAAUCGCCCACAAGUUUGGGAUCAUCUCCCAUAGCCAGCGCCUGGAGCUUCAGGAGAGGCUCCUCAAACAAACAUAUCUCCAGAGUGUACAGAGCCAGAAGCUUAUUGUACAGACAAGUCGAAAUCCACUGGAAGUGACAGAGGACUUCAUUAAACAAUACAAUGAUGUUAAAGGACACGAAGAAAAGCAACAGUUAGAGACAACUGUUCAGAAGAUGCUAGAGAGGUCAAAGAGGAGAGCAGGACUACGGGACAAAGGGAAUGGAGCACAUGUCAAUCUACCGAUGGCAUGGACAGAAUUGGCUCAACUGGCACAGUGUAAAGGCAAGAUUCAAGAUGAGUGUUUGGAUGUGCUGAUUAUCUCCCUUGACCAGUCCCCACUGGAGAAGUACCAUAUCCCCGCCCUGUUCUUCCUGGCUGAGACAAUGUUGUACUGGCUGAGGACAGACUCUGUGCACCAACCUUACCUCAGAACAGGGGAGAUCAAACUUCUCAAGAUGGGUGAGCUGACCUUCACCAGGCUGUUUUACCAUCACAUGGCUGGUCAGCUUCAGGGACAGAAUGAAUUCAAGAGUCGACUGUUCACCUACCUGGAUGGUUUAGGAGAGUGUCAGGAAGCGUACAACCCCUAUCCCAAUGCACUUCUGUGCUUGAGAUUCAUCAUUACUGUGGGGAAGAUCAUCAUGGCUGAUGCCCAGAUGGAACCAGGAGAUAUCAAAGAGGGCGACUUCUUCUCAAAGCCGCGCACUCCACUCAGUAGACCAAGUCGGCCUAUGAGUCGGGACCAGUCCUAUGUGGGCAAUGGGAGUACAAAAGCUGACACAAGAGACAACACCAGCUUCUCUGCCCACAGUGGGGCCAUCAGUAGCAGUGUCCACGACCUCAGCCCCACCCUGUGGCACGCUCUGGACGUAUGGCGUUGUACCAACCACUUAGGGGGAGGGCUGGGGGAGGCGCUCAGAGCACUUGCUCACUGUGGUAUGGGGCUUUCCAACGAAAACUGGAUAGACACAAUGAUAGCUCUGAAAAUAUUGGCUGAGGCAGCAAAGACAGACAUAGCAGCCAUGCAGACGUUACACAGUCUGGCCCGCGGCAACAAGCCAAGGAUCAGAGGGGGUACGCCUCAGGACAGCUCCGGGACAGAUGGAUCAGCUGAUGACCAGGAUGAUGUGUACAGUGUUUCCAGUGACGGAGAUGAAUCUCACCACGGUGAUAUCGACGACAGCUACCUUAGUUCUAAACCAACCCUUAGCGAUAUUUAUGAGCGAAGCGAUGAGGACCGCGACUCAAGGUUAACCAACAAACAAACUCCUGACCAGAGAGAUGCUAAACUGAGCCGAGAAAACCUCGAGAGAUUUGAUAACAAACUUAAAUCUGCCUUAAAGGAGAACACAGUUACUUCACCUGGAAAGGGUCCUCAAAGAGAAGUGUCGUUCGCUGACAGUAAUGGGAAUGGAAAGAAAAAGGAAAAGAAAUAUUCACGGGAAUCAGACCACAUGAUAGACCCACACACCAGACAGUCGAAGCAGAGUGAUCAGACUGGGUUAAGGGUGGAGCUGGGAUCAGAUGCUAGCGGGCGGGACUCACAGGCUAGCUCUGUACCCACCUAUACAAACUUACCAAUGUCUAAUACUCCAGGUCUGAAUGGCUGGCACUGGGAGGUAGCCAUCACCUACACAGACAUCCUGGCUGAUAUCUGUCUGUACGGAGCCAACGCCAACAUCCAGAAACUGGCUCUGAUUGGGAACAACAAGGAUGUGAGUAGCCCGAUACGACAGCACACCCGCAAUGUACCACUCAAAAGUACCGGCCUGCUGGACCUCGCUUUCUUCCAUGCUACAAACGAAGUCAGGGAUGGUGGUCCCAAUGAUUGGAGCUGGAGAAUCCGGUACGGCGCCAUACAGUCGCUGGUGAAGGUUGUGCGUUGUCUUGGUGCGGACAAGAAUAAGGAGGGGAUGAAGACAGCGGCUUGGAACAUCCUACUGAGGGCACACUCCCACGAAAAGGAUGACCGUGUCCUCGAGGCACUGAAAGUGGGACAGGUCCAUACUGACAUAGAGCAAAUGUUUGAGAAAUUUGCGACACAAUCACAGCCAGUGAUGAUAGGAUCCAAGAUGGCUGCUGGACUUUCCAACAUUUACCUACCCCCACUGCCCCCUCCUGUAGACCACUUCAUCCCCAAACCAAAGACCUCCUCCCCACCCUUCAAACUCAAACAGGACAUCACCCCUAGAAAGACCCUCCCCAACAGGACAUCCCUCAAAGAGGAGAUCAUGCUGGCCACAGCACUGUAUGAACCACCGGUGGAUUUCAAAAAGAGGACAAGCUUUGAUUUGAGAAGGAUUGUUGAAGAUCAGUGGCGUAAGGAGUUACAGACGGAGAUGGAGGAGGAGGAACGACAGAGACAGCGAGACCUGGAGGCUAAACACAGGGAGGAAGAGGAAAGGCAAAGAUACGUGGCAGAGACACGCGAACAGAAACUGGCUAACAACAAGCGUAGUCCCAUACUAGUCGACUCGUCGGACAUUUAGGCUGGACACUUGGUGCUCUGGACAGUGAACAUCAAACCCAAAUGUGUGGAAUUGCCUCAUUUCUAAGGCCUUCAGCAAAGCUUUGCUCCCAAAUUUUUAUCUACCCCACUAGUUUUGAUGAUUCUAAAAAAAAAAUUGUAAAUUAAGAAAAUAUUUAUUCUGGUCUAGAGCAUUGCUUGUUAGAAUAAGUAAUAACCAUCUCUACAGUAUGAGGUAUUGAAAAGUGGAAAUCAACAAAAGGGGUUUUAAGUACAGGCAAAACCAAGAACUGAUUGAAAAUGUUAUUAAACAUGUAAUAGCCAGUUGUAUUUAUGUGAAUCACCUCUACCUCACCAUACUAUAGUGCUGCUGCUGAGGACACAAUUACACAUCUACAGGAGGUGUAGCUAGCUAUAUAUAUAUGGAAUUCCUUUACAGCCAGGAUUGUUUGGUUAGUGAGGAAUGAUGUAGGGGUGCUACCAGCUGUAUCCAUGAGAUUACCAUAAUUUUGUGAUGCUUUGGUACUAAGAUAUAAAUCUACACGAUGCACACACAUCAUGUCUGUUUAGUUUUUCUACAACCUACAUGCCACUGGAGCCUCUUAUAUGUCCUGUAGAUAGAUGACUGUUUCAGUGAUUUGUGCCGCUGGUGACACCUGUGAAUUAUGUAGUUGCGGCAACUUGUGCCUCUCCGAAGUGGACUCUUUUUCAGUGACUUGUGUUGAUGUAGACUUAGCUGGAAUGGACCGUUUUGGCAACUCAUGUUUCUAGUGCUGUUGGGCUCCUGACUGUAGCAACUUGAUUCGGUGGUGUCAAUGGUACCAUUCCUGGACUGGAUGGUUUUGGCAACUUGUGCCACUGGUGCUGCCCCUGAAGCAGACCGAUUCAAUGACUUGUGUCUCUCCUGGAGUGGACUCCAGGUACUAUGUAGUAAUAUAUGCUAUCAAGAAUUUUUACAACACAUCAUAUUGUUAUUAUUUCUUUUUUUUCAAGAUAACAAAAGGUAUUGGUAAUUCUCAUAAAAAAAUAACAAAUCAUAUUGAUACAUUUACAUUUUAAAAUGAUCUUCGUCUCCUGUCCUAUAUAUAUGUUACCAAGGGGUAAUACUACAAAUUAAAAUUGAGUUACAUUUUAAAUUUUGUUAUUUUCAAAUUUAAAUUUUCAAACCUGACUAUGUGAUAUGAUACAGAAACAUGUGUGUACUUGGUAUAUGAAAUACAGUAGAGUUUUGAUUACCCACUUACAAGUGUAUGUAUUUACCAAAUGUACAACAAGAGAAACUUUUAUCACAUAAAUUUGUAUCUUGCUUAAUUUAUAAUGUACAUGAAUAUGUAUUUGAGUGUGAGCAAUUUCAUACAAAAUUCUUUAUCAAAUCAUCAGAAAGCUAUAUACACUAGGUAUAAAUGUGGGUCAAAACUUACCAACAUCUUCCAUUAGAUAUUUAAAUACUACUUUUGUUUCUUGAAACAUACUGUUUUUUCAUGGUCCAUGCUUAAUUUGAAUUUGUUGUAUUGAAUUACAAGACAUAUAGACAUCAAGGAAAAGUACUAUUGUAACAAGUCAGUUACACGAUAUCUAGAUCCUAGGUGUUUAUGUGGUGGUUCUCACAGAAAUCUUGUUAGUGAUGUAAUGUAUUGUUAACAUACUGUUAUAACACGUUUACUAUGACAUGUCAGAAACUUGUUCUUAGUAGAAUAGUAUGUUGCAAAGAACACAUUUGAUGCAUAUAAAAUAUGUCGCAUAGUACGAACAAGUAUUGGACCAAUAUAUUUGCUAUCUGUGAUAUAUUUAUUUUCACUUCUAAACCUCUUUGUUAUUGCUCUAUGUCGUUAUCGUCCUUUGAAUUAAGUUUAACAGAUGUGAAGUAAAUCCGUCCAACAGCUGUAGUUUGUAUGCUAGAUGUUACUGGCCUUUCAUACAAGAUAUUGUAUAUGGUAUAAAACAAAUAAAAUAUUCAUUG